AUGCUCAAGCGAUUUUCCACUUUGCUCAUUAGAAGAGGACUUUCGACAUUUCAGAAUGACGGCGCCUUCAAAGUUCAUCCAUCGGUAUCAAAUGCAUUGGCAGAAAGCCGCCCAGUGGUGGCGCUUGAGAGCGCUAUCAUCACUCAUGGCAUGCCCUAUCCUCACAACCUCAGCACAGCCAGAGAGGUGGAGGCCGUAGUGAGGGCCCAGGACGCCACCCCAGCCACUGUCGCGGUGAUUGAGGGCAAAGUUCACGUCGGUCUGUCCAUGGAGGAGCUGGACUUCCUGGCCCGCUGCGACGGCUCCGUCAAGGUGUCUCGACGUGACCUGCCGUAUGUGCUGAGCCAGGGACUCUCUGGAGGAACGACCGUGUCGGCCACCAUGAUAGCGGCACAGCGGGUUGGCAUCCCCGUGUUUGUCACUGGAGGUAUCGGGGGAGUGCACAGAGAUGGAGAGAAGAGUUUGGACAUCAGUGCUGAUCUCACAGAACUCGGCCGGACUCCCAUUGCUGUGGUAUCAGCUGGGGUCAAGUCUAUUCUAGACAUUGGACGCACUCUGGAGUUCCUAGAGACACAGGGCGUUUGUGUCGCCACCUACGGACCGUCAAAAGAUUUCCCGGCCUUCUUCUCUCCUCUAAGCGGAUUCACUUCACCGUACGGAGUCAGGGAUCCCGACGAGGCUGCGCAGCUCAUCGAGAGUGCUUUGUCGCUUGGUGUCCACAGUGGGGUCCUGAUAGCUGUGCCCAUCCCCAAGGAGCACGCAGCAGCUGGACGACAGAUAGAGCGAGCGAUACAGACGGCCGUGGCGGAGGCAGAUGCUCUGGGCAUCAAAGGAAAAGACGUGACGCCGAACAUUCUCCAAAGGGUCAACGACCUGAUGCAAGGACAGUCCCUUCAAGCCAAUAUCGCUCUCAUUCAUAACAAUGCGAAAGUUGGCAGCCAGAUAGCUUUUGCACUGUCAAAGCGGAUGAAGACGAAAAAGCCAAGUCCCGCAUCACAUCGUCAUCAACCCGCUAGACAAUCAGAAAAUAAUAUCGUUGUCGUCGGGGGCAUAAAUGUGGAUUUUAUUGCAAAAGGGAAAACGAAAACAUUUCAAUUUGGGCAGACCAACCCAGGAAGUGUUUGUCAGUCAUACGGCGGCGUCGGAAGGAACAUCGCCGACUGCCUGAGUCGUUUGGGCCAUCAGCCGAUGUUCAUCUCGGUCACCGGCGCUGAUUCUCACAGCGAUGGCGUCUUCAACUAUUGCAAGCAUAUGGAUACCAGCGGCGUGACGAGGUUGGAAGGCCAAAGCACCGCUACUUACUGUGCUGUUAUCACUGAAAAUGGAGAACUCAGUCUUGGAUUGGGCGACAUGGACAUUCACCAGCUAAUAACAGAACAAUAUGUGUCACAGUUUGAAAACCAGCUUUUGUCGUCCACCUUGGUGUGUCUUGAUGGAAACAUACCCGCCUCCACCAUCGGAUAUGUUUGCUCCAUGGCCAAACAGCACAACAUCAACGUUUGGUACGAGCCUACGGAUUCAGAAAAAGCUUGCAAGCCCUUUCUGUCCGACGCCUGGAAGUCGAUGUCCUACGCGUCACCCAACCUGGUGGAGCUGUGCACCAUGAAUAAAACGCUUGGCCUCCAAACACCUAAAGCGCUUCCAAACUCCCUGGAGCAGGUGCUGAGUCUGGCCUUGGCCCUCUCACGCCCUCUUCUGGAGCACCUCCACUGCUUGGUGGUGACCCUGGGAGAGAACGGAGUGCUGGUAUGCGGUGAGCACCACAUGGGCUCAGUCAACCUGCAGCCAAGAAUCGAGAAGAAGGCAAGGAAGCUCUGCGCUGUCCACUACCCAGCAGUGAGUGUCGCAGCACAUACGACGGUAAACGUCUCGGGAGCAGGAGACAGUCUCGCAGGCGCCUUGAUGGCCGGGAUCGUCCAGGGUCGAGACACUGACGCUUGCGUCCGGAUGGGUCUCCUGGCCGCGCGCUCGUCACUCGCAUCGCCGCAUCCUAUCGCCCCCGUCCUGAGUGCGCACUCUGUAGAGCCCGACCUCAUCAAAAACCACAGCUGGCCCAAACCGGCAUUCAUGUGGAUUGACUGAAAGUGUUUGGAGAUGCUCCCGAGAAAUUGUCCAUAGAAUGUUUUGUUGUUUGUCUGUAUGUUCUCUGUGAUUGGCUGCUCGGACCCACACUAAUCCUGACCCCGCCUGUGUGGAGUUUGCAUGUUCUCCCCAUGCCUGCGUGGGUUUUCUCCGGGCACUCCGGUUUCCUCCCAUAUGCCAUCAACAAUUGCUCCGAGGUAUGAUUGUGAGUGUGACUGUUUUGUCUGUAUGUGCCCUGCGAUUGGCUGGUAACCAGUUCAGGGUGUUCCCGGC
Messenger RNA from Syngnathoides biaculeatus (alligator pipefish), 2355 nucleotides. RefSeq lists its product as uncharacterized. The coding region runs from base 1 to 2082 and encodes 693 amino acids. The record is from RefSeq and is a predicted model, not a curated record. The transcript has 18 exons. Lineage: Eukaryota; Metazoa; Chordata; Actinopteri; Syngnathiformes; Syngnathidae. Gene Ontology annotation, molecular function: kinase activity; pseudouridylate synthase activity.